Acanthoscelides obtectus is the source of this 1104-nucleotide messenger RNA. The record is from the annotation of a GenBank genome assembly. NCBI's taxonomy places the organism in Eukaryota, Metazoa, Arthropoda, Insecta, Coleoptera, Chrysomelidae.
AUGAUAUCACAGGAGAAGAUGCCCAACCUAACCGACAUCAACAAACUCAUGUAUUCCACAGCAAGUGUCCUAGCUGGCGAACUAAAGACAAGGCAGAGGACAGACAUUAAUACAGUGGAGUGCCCAUGGAAGAGACGGAUAAGAAAUUCUAUAGAGUCAUAUCGAAAAGACUUGUCUAUCAUCCAUGAGUACAAAAAAAUAAACGAUGGCCAACCCUCUAAAUACGCAGAUGAGUUCAGGGGCUUGUUCAUGAAGUAUGAUGGUGUGGAACCAGCUCUUAAACCAAGCCUACCAAAGCUAAUAAUAAAACCCCAUACAUCUGAGUAUAUCGCUGAAGUUAACAAAGUAAUAGAUAACGAGAUUACAGAAGAUACAACCUUGACUGAGCUCCAUAGCCUGUUGUACAUUGGAGCACUUACAGUCCUAAAAUUAAAUGAACAGAGAGUUGGCGAACAAUGUGACCAGGUCAUCCCUACCAACAAUUACAAGAGGUUCAUACUUAAGAACUUGCAACAGUCUGAUAAAUGCAGGUACGGCUGUCAGGACUCCGAAACACACGUAACUGGUGGAUGCCAAGCAUUCGCUCCAACGGACUAUAAGGAGCGCCACGACAUAGCUGCCAAAAUCAUUCACCAGGAGUUGGCAUACAAAUUAAAACUGACCGAAUGUAAGCUACAGUACUACAAAUAUACACCGCAAUGUGUCCUCGAGAACGACAAGUAUAAACUAUACUGGGAUCGCACUGUGCUUACGGAUCAAUACAUAAAACAAAACAGACCUGACAUAAUCAUUGUCGACAAGGGCGCCCAGAAAGUAACACUGAUUGAUGUGGCCAUACCUAAUAGUAACAAUUUAACAUACAAAAAUAAUGAGAAAGUUGCAAAAUACAGGGAGCUAGAAUUUCAAAUUAAACGCCAGUGGAAAAUGAAGUACGUGGAAACAAUACCAAUAAUAAUGUCAUCUACAGGGGUGAUACCAAGAAGCCUGCUAGAAAACAUCAAAGCACUGGAACUGAGUGAAAACAUUCACAAAAUCAUACAGAAAGGAGUUUUGCUGGCAACUGCCCGCAUAGUAAGAAAAUUUAUGGGAAAUGCAAGUACCUAG